AUGUCUCUAACUACGUGUCCCAUGGUUACAAUGCAACACUGCCACCUUCUUCUUCCUUCUAGCACUCACUAAUAGGCAAUGCAUAUGCUUAUAAAAUCCCAAUAGUCUCCAGCUCUAUCUUCAACAGUACAGUUUUCUCAGUGUUUAUCAUCAGCUAGCAGCUAAGCCAUAGACAUGUUGGGUCUUAUACACACAUUCCUGAACCUCUCAGCUCCCCCAUUCACCUUCUUCUCCCUCUUGCUUCUCCUACCGCCGCUUUAUCUCUUCAAGUUCUUCACCUUUCUCUUGAGCACCAUCUUCAGCGAAAGUGUCGCCGGCAAGGUCGUCCUCAUCACCGGUGCCUCCUCCGGUAUCGGCGAGCACUUGGCUUAUGAGUAUGCAAGGAGAGGGGCACGAUUGGCCCUAGUUGGCAGGAGAGAAAACGCGCUAAGGGAAGUCGUUGAUCGAGCAGCUCAGUGUGGCUCUCCAGAGGUUAUUAUGAUUGGGGCUGAUGUUUCAAAGGCUGAGGACUGCAAGAGACUUGUUGAUGAAACUAUCAACCACUUCGGAAGGUUGGACCAUCUGGUGAAUAAUGCUGGGAUCACUACUUGUAGCAUGUUGGAAGAUGUCACCGAUAUCACAAAUUUCAGAUCCGUAAUGGAUACAAACUUCUGGGGAUCCGUCUAUACCACUCAUUUUGCAGCUCCACACCUCAGAAACAACAAAGGUAGAAUCGUGGUGCUUUCUUCCGUUAAUGCAUGGUUGCCUGUGCCAAGAAUGAGCAUAUACAAUGCAAGUAAAGCAGCUAUGUUGAGCAUGUUUGAGACACUGAGGGUUGAAUUUGGGCCAGAAGUUCAUAUAACAAUCGUGACUCCCGGAUACAUAGAGUCUGAGAUGAACAAAGGCAAAUACUUAUCGCCCGAAGGCAAGAUGACCGUAGAUCAAGAAAUGAGGGAUGUUCAAGUUAGCGCAAUUCCUGUUGAAAGAGUGCAAGAAUGCGCGAAUGCAAUUGUGAACAGUGUUUGUCGUGGACAAAGGUGCUUGACAGAGCCAGCAUGGUAUAAAGUCAUAUAUACGUGGAAGGUGUUCUGCCCUGAGCUACUCGAAUGGGGUUACAAAUUUUUCUACAUGGCUAGGCCUGGGGCUCCUGCUAAUGAAGCACCUAGCAAAGAUAUCUUGGACUACACCGGCGUGAAGAAUGUCCUGUACCCCGAGUCCCUCCACAAUCCUGAGAUCAAGACAGAUUGAAGCAACUGGGUUAUGGUUUCAGUUAUCUCUAAGCAAGUGUUUUUUUUUUAGCUCGUUUUGUAAAUAGGUGGGCUCUUUCGGUUCUGUUUGUAAAUAUUGGUACCUAUCAGGGUGACGAUAAAGAAUUGGAUAUGUGUUGGUCUGUCAAAAUGACUAUGCCGUACGUGUAUGUGCUGUUUCAUAUAUAUAAUGUAUCAAAAUCUGUGUUUAAA
Messenger RNA from Rosa rugosa (rugosa rose), 1439 nucleotides. Its product is annotated as 11-beta-hydroxysteroid dehydrogenase A-like. Gene Ontology annotation, molecular function: oxidoreductase activity. NCBI's taxonomy places the organism in Eukaryota, Viridiplantae, Streptophyta, Magnoliopsida, Rosales, Rosaceae. The record is from RefSeq and is a predicted model, not a curated record. The transcript is spliced from 6 exons. Bases 175 to 1227 code for a protein of 350 amino acids.